This is a messenger RNA of Sodiomyces alkalinus F11, 497 nucleotides long. RefSeq lists its product as hypothetical. The transcript has 2 exons. NCBI's taxonomy places the organism in Eukaryota, Fungi, Ascomycota, Sordariomycetes, Glomerellales, Plectosphaerellaceae. The record is from RefSeq and is a predicted model, not a curated record. Bases 311 to 490 code for a protein of 59 amino acids.
UCUCAUGGUUCGUCCAUCUCUUGUCGUUGCGGGCCAUAUGAAAACAUGCUUCUCCAGGGGGCUUCGGUAAGAUGGAUGUGACGUCCAAAUCGGAUUUUCUUUUGGUUAUUUCGGUGCGCAUGCCGCGGGUCGAUGAUUGGCCCUGCAUGAUGAGAGGAGGUUGAAUCGACUUUGGUUCAACAGCAAAGUACGAGGAGUAGCUGGUAUUGGCCGUUCCUUGGGUUUAAUAUCGUCUAGUGCCGGGUACCUUGGACAAGGGAAAGGGAAAGGUGGACGAGCAACGCAGGCCGACGAGGCACGAGAGAGACCCAUGGGGGAAAAGAGAAGAAAAAAAGAAAAGAAGAAAAAAAGAAAAAAAGAAAAAAAAAAAAAAGGGAAAAAAGGCCGUCUCGUCGGUUCUCUCGGGACGCCCAUGCAACCCAACGCAAGUCUCACUCUUUCCGCGCUUGUCCAUGGUCCAGUCGAAUGUGGGUGCCACAAAACGUGGUGAUCCCCCU